This is a messenger RNA of Danio rerio (zebrafish), 1998 nucleotides long. The record is from RefSeq and is a predicted model, not a curated record. Lineage: Eukaryota; Metazoa; Chordata; Actinopteri; Cypriniformes; Danionidae.
AUAUUAAUUUGCUGAUUACACUAGCAGAUUUCCCAUACGAGCUCGGAUGCGCUUGUGAGGAGAAGCGUUAAACUGGCGAUGUCUUGCCAACUAAAAACAUUAACUUCAAUCCUUAUAUUAUCAGCAAUCUCACUUAAUCUCAAUAGUCUUCAUUCUAGCGCUACGGCAAAGCGGGAAGCCGCUGAUUAUUCAGAAGAAAGCAGUUUCAAUAGAGUGUCUAACAAUUUCACCGACAAAACUUCACAACAGCUCCACAUCAGCGCGUUUCAACUCAACGCAGCAAAUUCGGAUUUGAAUCGACUUAGUGGCUCGAUAAAACUUGACGACUCAAAUGAUCCUUCAGACAGAGCUAGCAAUGAAACACAGUCGAGUAAACACACGUAUGACUUGCCAUACAACGACAGUGCAUCUUUAUUCACUAUCAAUGAAAACAUACGAAGUAGUUUCCAGAAACGAGCAUCUGUUAUCGAGGACGGAUUUCAAGGCGAUGCUCCAGCUUUUGGAGGACGAGAAACGGCUGGGAAAAUUUAUGUUUCCAAAAGCUUGUCCAGCUUCCAAAUCAGAGACAUGCGGCUGGCUUUACCCAUGGUACGCUGCUCAGAAGAGGUGAUGACCAUAACAAUGGCUGGAAGAGAAUACACACGGAUAUCUGUGGACAGAGUGGAUGCAGACCCACUGCCCUUAUUUCAGGUGCCUGCAUAUUGUGGCUUUUCUGUCAGGGUCACGUGGAAAGAUUUGGUCCUAAUGGCUCCUUAUGAUGGGUGCUUCAUCACAAAAGAGAAUGACAAUUAUGUACUUUCACUCUUGUGGUGGGACAGUCCCAUAAAAAUAACCUGUCCAAUGGCACCUGUGACCUCAAAUCCAACUCCCUCUGUCUUCUGCUCUGAAUUCGGCAUGGCCAUUGCAAUAAAAGGUGCUCAGCAAGCUGCAGAGAAACACAGAGUUAAAGUGAAGGGGAAGAUACUGCCUCUCCUAUCUGAGACAUGUGCAUAUCGUUUGCCGUCUCCCCCUGAGGUAGUUCUGCUUUACAUCCAAUUCAACACAGGAUGUGUGACUGUGAUGGGCAAUGAGAUCAAUCUUGUCAUCAUCGUGGAUGGAAAGCAGUUCACCCUUUCAUGUCCCUUUCCUCACUACUGGUCUCGAUUUGGUCCCUACCUUCAUUCUCCAUACUAUCAACCACUGCAGCCCAGUCAGAUACCCAGUACUUAUGAGUACCAGAAACCGCCUGGUCUCUUUCAUCUCAUGUUUCCCCAUCAUCAUCAUCAUCAUCAUCACCGUCAUCGUCAUUAUCCUGCACCUCCUGUGGAUGCUCUUCCCAAAUUUUCAAUAAAGCCAUAUCUGCCUCCACCUGUUGAGCAAAUGCCACAAAUGUUUCAGUACCCAGUUUUGCCUCCUCUGUAUCUUGAGCCGUCCAUUGAUUUGCAACCAACUACCCCUCCAGUGACUUCAUUUCUUCCUCCUACAUACAAUCCACCGACCCGUUCCGUCAUGCAAGAGAAGGUUUUCCCUCAAAUGCCCAUCUUUCCCCCAGCUCCCCCUGCAAAACCUUCCAAAACAUCUCCGUCACUUCAUUGCACAAGAGACAGAUUAAUUGUAACUUUGGCCUCAGCAACAAUAGACUCCAUUAAGGUCAAAGAUGUGGAGACAAAAGAAUGGAUCUCGAUUUCAUCGGUGUCCGCUGCCUGUAACUACAACCUUCGCUCUGUAGGGGAUAAUGUUGUGCUCUCUUCACCACUCCCUUCCUGCCACACAACACAAAAGGUGAGUCCUCAGUGCUGAGAUUUUACACAUUCACUACAUUCAAAUCAGAAGGGCUCUUUCAUAUGCCCUAAUCCCUUUAAAGGAACCCUUCUUUGCUCAAAGCAUCAUGGCUCAAAAUAGCCAUUGUAUCCUUUAAAACCCUUUACCCCAAAGGUCAGCUUUGAGCAUGUAUGUUUAUAAUGACACUUCAUUAUGGCGGCAUUGAUAAUUUUCACUCCAAAAGUGCCCUUUGGAGGG